CUGUAGCAUUCAAUCUAAUUUCCCAUCAGUCAUCGACUUCAUCGAUUUGUUACCUACGCCUGUUUUUGUUGAUCAUAUAAAAAUCCAAUCAUUUUUGGUCCGAAAUUCAUUAACCGAGAACUUUUUCUUGUUCAGCCAAUUUCGCGACAAUCUUCAGGCGUAAAAAUGCCGGUAGAUGGAGAAAGGUUUGUGUGGGUACGUGUGAACUACCUCUGUAUCAGUGCAAUCGACACUAAAUCCCAAAAGUUCUCCGCUGAAGUUCUCAUCGAGGCCAGAUGGAUGCAACGGGACGGGGAGGGGGAGGGAGACUGUGAACAAGAUGACAAAGAAAGAGACAAGGGGCAAGAAGAGGGGAAGGGGGGACACUUUGACCCCAAACUGGUCAUCUCCAACCUGGACUAUCUGCGGAAGGAGAAAUGCUGGCACAGGAUAGAGAGCACAGAGAAGUGCCGCAGAUGGGUGUUCCUCUGCUGGAGACUCACGGGAGACUUCUACGAGAACCUUGAGCUCGAAAACUUUCCGCGGGAUGUGCAAGACUUGAGCAUCUGGGUGUCAAGCGAGCUACACGCAGAUGAGAUCGAACUUCUCGUUGAGGACCGAAAAUUGCCGACCAUUGACGUGAACAAUUUCCGAGCGAACCAAGAAUGGAACCUGUUCCAUCACGUCGAGAGCGAAAAACUACCCGAGACGCCGAACAGCGACGUCGAACUCGGCAGCACCGCAGGAUUCAUAGUCGCAAAAUGCCGAGUGGCGAGACGAUCCGAGUACUUUUUUCUUAACAAUGUCCUCGUAAUGUUCUGCUUAGUCGUGCUUUCGUUCACGAUUUACGCAUUCGCGCCGACGUCUAAUAUGCCUCGAAUUGGCUCGAGUAUAAACUUGCUGCUUGUCGCAGUGGCGUUUAAGCUCUCUGUGAGUGCAAACCUUCCCCUGAUAUCCUACCUGACAUACUUAGACAUGUACAUGCUUGGAGUUAUUUUGUACUUAUGUCUUAAUAUUUUAUUGUUCGCAUCACUGUCAAUAAUCAAAGAUAGAGCUUAUGCCAAGGAUGUUGACGAAUAUGUGCUUUCUUGUCUCGUAAUGGCCGUCGUUUUCUUUCAUAUGAUCUUCAUUUAUAUAUUCGUAUCGCGUACAAAUGUACCCAUAAAAGAAAUGCUGGAAAAGGAUCGUCUGUACGACAAAGAAUUAGCGAAAAUGAAGCAACGAAAAUCGAGUCGAGUUGUGAAGGUCGUGGCAAGAGAAAUUCCCCCACCCCUCAACUGGAAAUGGUCCCAGGACAGUCAGGAGUCGGAGAGUCGAGUUUCGCCGACGAGUCGCUACGAGGAGACGAAUCACCUGCUGCCACUUCGGAUUAACGAAAUCAGACGACAAGGAAACAAUAUUCAGAAUAUCAGAUACCAAUAA
Symsagittifera roscoffensis is the source of this 1401-nucleotide messenger RNA. RefSeq lists its product as uncharacterized. Gene Ontology annotation, cellular component: neuron projection; synapse; plasma membrane. The transcript has 3 exons. The record is from RefSeq and is a predicted model, not a curated record. The coding region runs from base 166 to 1401 and encodes 411 amino acids. Gene Ontology annotation, biological process: monoatomic ion transmembrane transport; signal transduction; nervous system process. NCBI's taxonomy places the organism in Eukaryota, Metazoa, Xenacoelomorpha, Acoela, Convolutidae. Gene Ontology annotation, molecular function: transmembrane signaling receptor activity; neurotransmitter receptor activity; extracellular ligand-gated monoatomic ion channel activity.